Messenger RNA from Coregonus sp. 'balchen', 10707 nucleotides. Lineage: Eukaryota; Metazoa; Chordata; Actinopteri; Salmoniformes; Salmonidae. The record is from the annotation of a GenBank genome assembly.
AUCCUGGCCAUGAGGUUUCAUGCCUCGCUCUACUGACAGGAGACACUGGACAUAUGGCGCAGCAUGACUUUGUUCCAGCCUGGCUUAACUUCUCCACGCCUCAGCCCGCUAAGGUAGGUGAGGCCAAGGCCCAGAGAGGGGCUGGAGUUAGGGCAGGACAGCUAAGCUGCUGUAUCCUAUUCCUACAGACGGACAUUGACCCCAAGUGAUACUGUGAUAAUCCAGUUAUAGUCAUGGCUGUCUUCUCUGUUGUUCAGUAGAGGCCAAAAUUAAGCAAAAGCUGUUUUACAUGCAUACUGUACUCAGUACUGUAUAUCACUACUCUCUAGUUGUACCUUCUGUUCAAGACAUAUUUUCCUUAUGUACUGGUUAAAUAACUGAUCAAAUCACUAUAGCAAUCCCAGAUGUUCUGGAGCUCUUAAAAAUCAUGUCUCAAAGUAAAAUGGGAUGACAUUCUAGACAGUCGUUUUUAUUUUUUCUUUAUUUAAGAAGCUUUUGACUUGGAUUUCUUAGUAGCAUUGAGGGUAAGCCAUCCAGUGCAGUAAUGUCUGGGCAGGAUUUCAGCAGAUUUCAGGGAAAGUAGCAUCUGGUUUGGUCAUUUGGUGGUGUUAGUACUGUAUUCAUGGUGCCAUAUAGCAUGUUGAGUUUGGUAUAGUGUUUAAUAGCUUGUGAGGUAUUUCUGAGUGUGGUUACUGCACACACCAUUCACUCUCUUGUUCUCCCCCUCUUUCUCAGUCUCAUGCAGCCUUUGAGAGGCAUGGAGAGCACCUUGCCCGUGGUGAUGCUCUGCCUGGUGUGAGCCGCCGUCGCCAUAACUCCUCUGACGGCUUCUUCAACAACGACCCCCUCAGAGCUCCUGCAGGUAACACACACACACUACCUACACCCAAACAGGGUUUACCAGUGUGUGUAUGGUAUGUUGGAUUAUGUAGUCCGUUAAAUUAUUAACCUUCGGUUGCAAGGAGACGGGUGGCAUCAGCUCUCUCUGCUGCGGCAUGACUCUGUGGACUCUGGCAUGGCCAAGGGGGGUCUGGGAAGGGGUCUGCCCACUUGGCACACUGGUACCUGGGGACAGGAGAGACCCCAGCAUGGGCGACACCCCAAGCGACCUGUGGGUGAGAGGGAGAGACCAGGGGCCCUCCGCCAGUGCAACGGGACCUUCCAUCCCCGUAGAGGCCCUCUCCCCUCUAAUGAAGGAGGCCAAAAGGACAAGCUGAAGUUUGUGGAGGAGGGUUUUGUGAGUGCCCUACCUUUAUCUCCUUGUAUUUCCCCACUUCCUCGCCGCCUCAUUCUCCAUAUUGUUUUAGCUUGAAUAGUAACCUGCUUUGUGAUGAUGAUGAUAUUUUUCAACUACAACAGACAUGGUAUUAUCAGGUACCAAAGCAGUGUGUUAACUACUGUGUGGUUUUUGUUUUUCUCCACAGCCCUCACUCAACCCAGAGAGCAGUGGGAAGCCAGUGGCCCAGUCUCGUGCUGUAGGGACUCCUGUAGGAGUUUGGGGUAAGAAGCUCUUCCAAUCUCUAACAUGUUAUAGGUAUUGAUUAUCAUGAAUAGAUAACUUAAUAUGAGGAAGCCUGUUUCAUGGAUUGGUCAAUUCAUCCCCCACAGAGCACCCUCCUGGUGCCAAGCAGACCAUGACUAAGAUGCUGGUCAUCAAGAAGGUUUCCAAGGAAGACCCUGGUGCUGCUUUCUCUGCUGGUUUUGCCAACACGAGACCCCAUUUAACCAACAGCACCAAAACCCCUGUCUCUGGACCCAGUGUCUACAAGAACCUGAUGACCAAGCCAGCUACCGCCCCAACAAAGGUAGGCUCUCACCACAGUCACUGCCCCAACCAUGGAAAUGGAAUUACUAGAAUGGGAAAAGCCCCUCCAUAAUUAUAUUUCUAUGGCCCCAAACAAGGUAGGUCCUCACUACAGCCACCUCCUCACCCAAGAUCGGCCAUCACUACAACAAUUGCCCUACCCAAGGUUGGCACUAUAUACCAAGCUUGUCGCUCUCGCUUUGCAGACUGGUCCAUGGAAGCCGAACGGAAGGGAAACCAAAACCAGUUUUAAUUUCUCUGGCCAGGACUCAGCCUUCACCAACCCUGCUGCUUCUGUGACAAAACCUUUGAUAACGUCUGUCAGGCCCCCGGCCCACGUCAGCCCCAAGGAGGUGAGAGCCUGAACCCUUACUUGGACCAGAGAGGAAGUCAGACUAAAUACUGACCUGGAAUCACCAUUCCACCACCACCAACUCUAGCAUUGAUCGGAUAGGAUACACUUUAUUGGGGAAAUACUUUUUCCUCCAUUCCUUUCUUUACCCCUCUCACCCCUCAGCCUCCCUCCAGCAUCACCCCUCCUCGUCUGAAGCAUCGCAGCACCGACCGCAAGAGUGAGUUCCUCCAAGGCCUGAAGGAUGAGAGGAACGGGGACGGGCCCACCUCAACCAGCCCCUCAGCCACUCCAGAACCUCAGGAGAAUGGAGGAGAGGUUCCGGAGAAUGGGAUCUCUCACUCUCUCAGCAACACAGACACAGAUCACCUGUCCAGCACGCUGGAGGCAGAACACAGGUGUGUUGCACCCACAUGCACAUGCCCUCUCCCUUCACACUGCAUCAGUGACUCAAACACCAAACAUCUAUCCACCUUGUUUGACCAAUGAUCUCUGCCUCCUCUGGUAGGUUGCUCAAAGCUAUGGGCUGGCAGGAGUACCCAGAGAAUGAUGUCAACUUCUUGCCCCUCACUGAUGAGGAGCUCAAAGAAUUUCAAGAUAAAACUGAGAAGGUAAAAGCUAUACGUACAGGUAACUGCCAAAAUAAAAGAAACACUAACACUGUCUUUAAUAGGGCGCUGGGUCAUCACAUCCGUCUGAUAGGGCUGGGCGAUAUGGCUAAAAUAUAAUAUUACGGUAUUUUUCACAUUUGUUACGGAAUGACAGUAUUUUAUGUUUUUUAAAUAAUAAAAGUUCUACAUUUGCUUUAAGUAGUGCAUGACCUUAGGGUGGCAACACAUACAUUCUAAGUGAUUUCAAUGGGUCUCUCUCCAUUCUGAUUGUUAUAUACUGUUCAAUUCAACUUAACCCCCCCCCCAAAGUUCUGCAUUUUCAUCAAUUUCUGCAUUUCCUGCACUCAUUUGAGAUCAUUUCCACACUGCCACAUAGGGCUGCAUGAUAUGGGCAAAAAAUCUAGGCCUUAUUUUUUAACCAAAUGUUGCAAUUGCAAUAUGACUUGUGAUUUAGAUAAACAAUUGGGUGAACUGUUGGAAUCAUAAAAUUAUUCAAAUUCUAUAGUUGGAAGGUAAUAGUGGGCACUUGGAAUACAGUGUUUUGAUAUGGCAACUUUGGAAAAUGCCAGGGUGGAGUUAUUGUGACCGGGUAGGAACCAAAGUGUUGGUCAGUGUUUUCUCUUAGCUACUUCAAGUAACUAAUAUUCAUGCUUCGCCUAUUCCUCUUUUGAUUUAGAAGAUACUGUUGCACAAACAACAUUCUGAUUUAGGCCUCCACCAUCACUGGUAUCAGGCUGUAAAGCUAGCUACGUUUACUCUGACUCCGUACAUUUGCUAGCUAGUUAGCCAGCUAACUAGUGAUUAGCAUUAGCGGCUAGCACGACUUGCUAAGAAAAGACAAAUUAGCUGUUUGCAGAUGUAAGAAACACAAACUAAUUGCAUAAUUAUAGAACGCCUGUGGAUUUAUAUUAAGAAGCAAAGUGGAAACAGCAUCGUAGUCGUCAACAUUGUUGCAUGUGCUGCAUUGACCAUGCAGACUGAACGCAAGUGUCACGUGGUCGGGCAAAAACAGAUGCGCUCCGAGUGACAGGGGGUGGGGCUAGGCCUGUGUGGAAAGCGGCAUGGAGAGAGCGAGAUGAUUCAAGUAGCGGAGUAAACUAUAAAAAUGGACGUUACACACGGCGUAUCACAUUUAACAAACCAAACAUUCAAAUACCGUUAUAGAAGGUAAAGUACAACCCCACACCGGUCUGUGCAUCAAUACCAGUGUAUAUAGUAAAAACGGUAUACCGCCCAGUCCUACUACCAGAACGGCUUUAAUGCCUUGGCAUAUAAUCUACAAGUGUCUGGAACUCUAUUGGAGGGAAGCGACAUUAUUCUAACCACGAGAAAUUCCAUUAUUUGGUGUUUUGUAGAUGGAAGUGGAAAACGCUGUCUCAGUAAAUGAGGGAUACAAAGUACAGUACCAGUCAAAAGUUUGGACACCUACUCAUUCCAGGGUUUUUCUUAAUUUUUACUAUAUUCUACAUUGUAGAAUAAUAGUGAAGACAUCAACACUAUGAAAUAACACAUGGAAUCAUGUAGUAACCAAAAGUGUUAAAACAAAUCUAAAGUAUAUUUGAGAUUCUUCAAAGUAGCCACCCUUUGCCUUGAUGACAGCUUUGCACACGCUUCGCAUUCUCUCAACCAGCUUCAUGACCUGGAAUGUAUUUCAAUUAACAGGUGUGCCUUGUUAAUUUGUGAAAUGUCUUUCCUUAAUGCAUUUGAGCGAAUCAGUUGUUGUGACAAGUUAGGGGUGGUAAACAGAAGAUGGCCCUAUUUGGUAUAAGACCAAGUCAUAUUAUGACAAGAACAGCUCAAAUAAGCAAAGAGAAACGACAGUCCAUCAUUACUUUAAGACAUGAAGGUCAGUCACUUACUCAAGUGGUUUCCUUUAUUUUGGCAGUUACCUGUAGUUAUUUACAGUUCCUUCAGAAAGUGUCAUACCCCUUGACUUGUUCCACAUUUAGUUGUUACAGCCUGAAUUCAAAAUGGAUUAAAUGUUAAUUUUUUUUGUAACUCAUCUACACACAAUACCCCAUAAUGACAAAGUUAAAACAUGUUUUGAAAUUUCUGCAAAUUUAUUGAAAAUGAAAUGGAGAUUAAUUUACAUAAGUAUUCACACCCCUGAGUCAAUACUUUGUAGAAGCACCUUUAGUGGCGAUUUACAGCUUUGAGGCUUUUUAUUUUAAAUGUUUUGUCAUUUAGCAGAUGCUCUUAUCCAGAGCAUUUUGUGUAUGUCUGUAUCAGCUUUGCACAUCUGGAUUUGGAGAUUUCCUCCCAUUCUUCCUUGCAGAUUUUCUAAAGCGCUGUUAAAUUAGAUGGGGAGCGGCAGUGAACAGCAAUCUUCAAGUCUUUCCACAUUUAUUUAUUUUUGUUGUCAUUUAGCAGACACUCUUAUCCAGAGCGACUUACAGCGCAAUUAGGGUUAAGUGCCUUGCUCAAGGGCACGUCGACAGAUUUUUCACCAAGUCGGCUCGGGGAUUAGAACCAGCGACCUUUCAGUUACUGGCACAACACUCUUAACCACUAAACUACCUGCUGCCCCAGAUUUCCAAUGGGAUUUAAGUCUGGGCUUUGGCUGGACCACUUAAGAACUUUAACAUUCUUGUUCUGAAGCCAUUCCAGCGUUGAUUUGGCGGUAUGCUUGGUCAUUGUCCUGCUGGAACAUAUCUUCGCCCCCAGUCUAAGUUUGUUUGCAAUCUGAAGCAGGUUCUCGUCAAAGAUUUGGCUCCAUUCAUUGUUCCUUCUAUCCUUACCAGUCUCCCAGUCCCUGCCGCUGAAAAGCAUCCCCAUAGCAUGAUACUGCCACCACCAUGCGUCACGGUAGGGAUAGUGUUGUACGGGUAACGAGCUGUGCCUGGUUUUCUCGAGACAUGGCGCUUUGCAUUAAGGCCAAAGAGUUACAAUUGUCUCAUCAGACCACUGAAUCUUUUGCCUUAUGUGCAGUCUUUCACAUGCCUUUUUGCAAACUCCAGCUGUGCUGUCAUGUGCCUUUUUUCUCAUGAAUGAUCUGGCCACUCUCUCCCGUAAAGCCCAGAUUGGUGAAGUGCUGUAGAGACUUGUCCUUCUGGCAGGUUCUCCCAUCUCAGCCAAGGAACUCUGUAGUUCUGUCAGUGGUCAUUGGGUUCUUGGCCACCUCCCUGACCAAGGUCCUUCUUGCCCGGUUGCUCAGUUUGGUUGGACGGUCCAGCUCUAGGCAGAGUCUGGGUAGUUAAAUAUUCUUUCCAUUUCCCAAUGACGGAGACCACUGUGCUCUUGGAAACUUUCAACACUCCUAGAAAUUGUUUUCUACCCUUCCCCAGAUAUACUGAACAAAAAUAUAAAUAAUUUUACUGGGUUACAGUUCAUAUAAGGACAUUUGCCAAUCAGAAUGAGUUUUCCCCCACAAAAGGGCUUUAUUACAGACAUAAAUACUCCUCAGUUUCAUCAGCUGUCUGUGUGGCUGGUCUCAGACGAUCCCGCAGGUGAAGAAGCCGGAUGUGAAGGUCCUGGGCUGGCGUGGUUACACGUGGUCUGCGGUUGUGAGGCCAGAUGGACGGACUGACAAAUUCUCUAAAACAACGUUGGAGCGGCUUAUGGUAGAGAAAUGAACAUUCAAUUCUUUGGCAAGAGCUCUGGUCGACGUUCCUGCAGUCAGUAUGCUAGUUGCACGUGCCCUCAACUUGAGACAUCUGUGGUGUUGUGACACAACUGCACAUUUGAGUGGCCUUUUAUUGUCCCCAGCACAAGGUGCACCUGUGUAAUGAUCAGAUGUGAUGCUUGGCAUUCAGGCCAAAGAGUUCAAUCUUGGUUUCAUCAGACCAGAGAAUCUUGUUUCUCAUGGUCUGAGAGUCCUUUAGGUGCCUUUUGGCAAACUCCAAGCGGGCUGUCGUGCCUUUUUCUGAAUAGUGGCUUCCAUCUGGCCACUACCAUAAAGGCCUGAUUGGCACGAUCAAUUUAGAGUCUCAUAGCAAAGGGUCUGAAUGCUUAUGUAAAUAAGGUAUUUUUAUUUUUUAUAAAUUUGCAGACAUUUCUAAACCUGUUUUUGAUUUGUCAUUAUGGGGUAUUGUGUGUAGAUUGAGGGAAAAACAUUAAUUUAAUCUAUUUUAGAAUAAGGCUGUAACGUAACAAUGUGGAAAAAGGGAAGGGGUCUGAAUACUUUCCAAAUGCAUCAUCAAUUCUGUCUGAGAUCUACGACAGGUCCUUGGACAUGGCAUAGUUUCUGCUCUGACAUGCACUGUCAACUGUGGGAGCUUAUAUAGACAGGUGUUUUUUUCUACACUGAACACAAAUGUAAACGCAACAAUUUCAAAGAUUUAGCGAAGUUACAGUUCAUAUAAGGAAAUGUGUCAAUUGAAAUAGUCAUUAGGUCCUUAUCUAUGGAUUUCACAUGACUGGGAACACAGAUAUGCAAAAAAGUAGGGGCGUGGAUCAGAAAACCAGUCCGUAUCUGGUGUGACCACCAUUUGCCUCAUGCAGCGCGACACAUCUCCUUCGCAUAGAGUUGAUCAGGCUGUUGAUUGUGGAAUGUUGUCUCACUCCUCUUCAAUGGCUGUGCGACGUUGCUGGAUAUUGGCGGGAACUGGAACAAGCUAUCGUACACGUCGCUCCAGAGCAUCCCAAACAUGCUCAAUGGGUGACAUGUCUGGUGAGUAUGCAGGCCAUAGAAGAACGGGGACAUUUUCUGCUUCCAGGAAUUGUGUACGGAUCCUUGCGACAUGGGGCCGUGCAUUAUCAUGCUGAAACAUGAGGUGAUGGCGGCGGAUGAAUGGCACGACAAUGGGCCUCAGGAUCUCGUCACGGCAUCUCUGUGCAUUCAAAUUGGCAUUUAUAAAAGGCAAUUGUGUUCGUUGUCUGUAGCUUAUGCCUGCACAUAACCAUAACCCUACUCAUAAAUGCUGUCUGCCCAGUACAGUUUUCUCGAGACAUGGCGCUUUGCAUUAAGGCCAAAGAGUUACAAUUGUCUCAUCAGACCACUGAAUCUUUUGCCUUAUGUGCAGUCUUUCACAUGCCUUUUUGCAAACUCCAGCUGUGCUGUCAUGUGCCUUUUUUCUCAUGAAUGAUCUGGCCACUCUCUCCCGUAAAGCCCAGAUUGGUGAAGUGCUGUAGAGACUUGUCCUUCUGGCAGGUUCUCCCAUCUCAGCCAAGGAACUCUGUAGUUCUGUCAGUGGUCAUUGGGUUCUUGGCCACCUCCCUGACCAAGGUCCUUCUUGCCCGGUUGCUCAGUUUGGUUGGACGGUCAGCUCUAGGCAGAGUCUGGGUAGUUAAAUAUUCUUUCCAUUUCCCAAUGACGGAGACCACUGUGCUCUUGGAAACUUUCAACACUCCUAGAAAUUGUUUUCUACCCUUCCCCAGAUAUACUGAACAAAAAUAUAAAUAAUUUUACUGGGUUAGAGUUCAUAUAAGGACAUUUGCCAAUCAGAAUGAGUUUUCCCCCACAAAAGGGCUUUAUUACAGACAUAAAUACUCCUCAGUUUCAUCAGCUGUCUGUGUGGCUGGUCUCAGACGAUCCCGCAGGUGAAGAAGCCGGAUGUGAAGGUCCUGGGCUGGCGUGGUUACACGUGGUCUGCGGUUGUGAGGCCAGAUGGACGGACUGACAAAUUCUCGAAAACAACGUUGGAGCGGCUUAUGGUAGAGAAAUGAACAUUCAAUUCUUUGGCAAGAGCUCUGGUUGACGUUCCUGCAGUCAGUAUGCUAGUUGCACGUGCCCUCAACUUGAGACAUCUGUGGUGUUGUGACACAACUGCACAUUUGAGUGGCCUUUUAUUGUCCCCAGCACAAGGUGCACCUGUGUAAUGAUCAGAUGUGAUGCUUGGCAUUCAGGCCAAAGAGUUCAAUCAUGGUUUCAUCAGACCAGAGAAUCUUGUUUCUCAUGGUCUGAGAGUCCUUUAGGUGCCUUAACCCUACUGCUACCAUGGGGCACUCUGUUCACAACGUUGACAUCAGCAAACCGCUCGCCCACACAAUGUCAUAAAUGCUGUCUGCCCAGUACAGUUGAAACCGGGAUUCAUCCGUGAAGAGCACACUUCUCUAGUUGCCAUCGAAAGUGAGCAUUUGCCCACUGAAGUCGGUCACGACGCCGAACUGCAGUCAGGUCAAGACCCUGGUGAGGACGAUGAGCACGCAGAUGAGCUUCCCUGAGAUGGUUUCUGACAGUUUGUGCAGAAAUUCUUGUGCAAACCCAGAGUUUCAUCAGCUGUCUGGUGGGUGGAUUAUCUUGGCAAAGGAGAAAUGCACACUAACAGGGAUGUAAAUUAAUUUGUGCACAAAAUGUAAGAGAAAUACACUUUGUGCAUAUGGAAAAUUUCUGGGAUAUUUUAUUUCAACUCAUGAAACAUGGGACCAACACUUUACAUGUUGCAUUUUAUAUUUUUGUUCGGUAUAAAUCCUGUCCAAAUAAUUGAAUUGGCAACCGAUGUAGUGACAUCUCAAGGAUGAUGAAAGUAAAUUGGAUGCACCUGAGCUCAAUUUGGAGUGUCAUAGCAAAGGGGUGUGAAUACUAAUGUAAAUGACAGAUUUCAUUUUGAAUACAUUUGCCAACAUUUCUAAAAAAACAUGUUUUCACUUUGUCAUUAUGGGUUAUUGUGUGUAAAUGGGUGAGGGGGGAAAAUGUUUUAAUUCAUAAUAUAAUAUGCCAUUUAGCAGACGCUUUUAUCCAAAGCGACUUAGUCAUGUGUGCAUACAUGUUUAAGUAUGGGUGGUCCCGGGGAUCGAACCCACUACUCUGGCAUUACAAGCGCCAUGCUCUACCAAUUGAGGACCAAAACGUGGAAUAAAUCAAAGGGUAUGAAUACUUUCUGAAGGCACUGUAAAAUGUGUUACUGUGAGCCUAUAAGUGGGUAUCUCUGUUGUCAAUCAAUUGGUGGAUUCGAUUAUGCUGAUCCGCGGGGUCUAUGGCCCGUGACAUGAACAUGCAAAAGUGGCGAGGGAGGAUCGCCCUUCUCAAAUCUAACAGUAAUCUGUGCCGCUCGGUCAUGUUGUCAAAAAGGCAGCAUGGUGCAUCAUCCAGAAACAUACAUCUCUUUUCCAUAAAAUGUUUUGAAUUUCCAAACUAGUUUUCAUUGGCAAGGUAUAUAAAGCGUUUUUAUCAAAAGCAAUCACUUUUGCAUGUGAAAACAACACACAGAAUGCUACUCACUACUCCACGUGCUUAACGUCACUUUUGUUUUGAGCCAACUUCGCUGUGGGCUUUUAACGGGGCACCUGGCUCACGCCCAGGCAGUGGUGGAAAAAGUACCCAAUUGUCAUACUUGAGUAAAAGUAAAGAUACCUUUUUAAUAGAAAAUGACUCGUGUGAAAGUCACCCAAUAAAAUGCUAUUGAGGAAGUCAAAAACUAUAAAUAAUUUCACAUUCCUUAUAUUAAACAAACCAGACCAUUACGGAUAGCCAGGGGCACACAGACAAUCAUUUACAAACAAAGCAUUUGUUUAGUGAGUCGGCCAGAUCAGAGGCAGUAUGGAUGACCAGGGAUUUUCUCUUGAUAAGUGUGACUUGGACCAUUUUCCUGUCCUGCUAAGCAUUCGAAAUGUAACAAGUACAUUUGGUGUCAGGGAAAAUGUAUGGAGUAAAAAGUACAUUAUUUUCUUUAGGAAUGUAGUGGUGUAAAAGUUGUCAAAUAUAUAAAUAGUGAAGUACAGAUACCCCCCCAAAAACUACUUAAGUAAAACUACUUUAAAGUACUACUUAAGUACUUUACACCACUGCGCCCAGGAGGCAGCCCUGUUCCAAAACUAAUGCAAUCAACUUUCACCCGGUGCAAAACAUGCCCGCCCGGGCCAGAUUAAUCUAAUCCUCUCUUGUCUGUCUUUUCUAGCUGAAGAGGAACAGGCUGGGCCAGAACGGUGUUCUCCUAAAGCCUUUUCUGAAGGGCCUUCCCCUGCUGUUGUCCUGGAGAAACCCUUUAGAGCCUGAACUAGAAGAGGUCACAGAGACUGAGAGCACCAGUAGCAGCCAGACAUCAGAUGACGACGCAGAUGCC